Messenger RNA from Mytilus trossulus (common blue mussel), 1036 nucleotides. RefSeq lists its product as uncharacterized. The transcript is spliced from 7 exons. Bases 101 to 1036 code for a protein of 311 amino acids. The record is from RefSeq and is a predicted model, not a curated record. Lineage: Eukaryota; Metazoa; Mollusca; Bivalvia; Mytilida; Mytilidae.
AAAUUUUGCGUAUAAUUCGUGCCACAUCUGUCUGCAAAAAUGUAUUUUAUUUUCAUAUUUAAGGUCGCAAGAACAUCUAAGUUUACAGAAUAUUUACAAGAUGAUGUCAAUCCAGUUGAUACUCGCAGUCGUAGUGGUUGCCGCUGUGUGCGGAUCAGAUUCCGAUAAAUAUUAUGACACAAAGCCGGAUAACUAUGGUGCAAAGCCGGGUUAUUAUGAUACGAAGCCAGCUUAUAUUGACACGCAACCAGAGUGCUACAAAAAAGAUGGAUAUUGCGAACAUUUCACUUGUCGCAAAGGAUACGUGUGUGACCUGAAUAACUCUUAUGGCUGUCCAAAAGACGCAAAAUGUUGUCUUCCAGAUGAAUCGUACAACUCUUACCAAAAAACUUAUGGAGAUCACGAGGACUACCAAAAACCUUAUGGAGAUCACGUGGACUACCAAAAACCUUACGGAGAUAACUAUCCCCUUGUCAAAGGAGCACCAUUGUCUAUAUAUACGUCAGAUAGAACGAAUAAGGAAUUAGGCUCUUUGUUAUCAGAUAUAAAGUUUUAUAACGAUGGAGUAAGGGGAUACUCUGGCAAUAAGAGACCAAAAUGUUACACAAAGGGUGGAUAUUGUGAGAAUAGAAAAUGCCGCACAGGGUUCACAUGCGCCAAGAGGUACACAUACGGAUGUCCAAGUGGUACAAAAUGUUGUCUACGUGAUAACUUUUACAACAAACACCAGGGACAUAUUGGUAAAACAGGUAACGGAUACUGCACUAAUGGUGGAUGUCGAGCAGGAUAUAAUUAUUAUGACAACAGAGGGUAUUGCAAAUAUGGCAGCAGGUCUUACAAGUAUGAUUGCAAUUCUUAUACAGGAUGCUGUCUCCCACGCAACCCAUACAGCAGAUUGCAUUAUUACUGCACCAGUCAUAAAAGCUGUCCAAAGAAUUACUACUUUUAUAACAACAAUGGCUACUAUUAUUACAAUAGCAAGCACUACUACAACUGUCAACUUUACAAUGGAUGCUGUAUUCGUGGCGGCAAGUAG